Messenger RNA from Ostertagia ostertagi, 543 nucleotides. NCBI's taxonomy places the organism in Eukaryota, Metazoa, Nematoda, Chromadorea, Rhabditida, Trichostrongylidae. The record is from the annotation of a GenBank genome assembly.
GAUGUGAACUUGACGAACCGCUCACACAAGUCAUUGUGUCUGCUCUGGAAGAUAACUGCGAGCACAUCUACGGUGAUUUCAUACUUUUGUCAAAAGAUACUCCAAAUUAUGAUCUACUACUGAGGAAGUUUGGCACUGCAACUGGAAUUGUUGGUCAAGUGAUUGUGAUGGACACCGACUUCGUUGAUCUCGGCUUUCUUGGCAGUGUUCGUAGCAUUUCGUACUACUACCUUGACGACGAGGUUCUGAGUGAAAAAUUUGUUCGAGUUGCUAAUAACGACAAGCUGGAGCGCUUGAAGUGGAGCAUGAUCUCGGAUGUUUCUAUCGUCACAGUGCAGAUUUCCGGCAAUCAUAAACUGUGUUUCACCGCAAAUGAGAUGAGCGGACUGUUUUCUGCACUUCGAGUAGCCAAAGUGGAAGGAAGAGUGUUCAAUCACUACUAUAAUAGAACUCAACAACGAAAAGUUUCGAACCCCGAGAUCAGUUUGCUUCUCGUGUACGGAGAGCUCAUGGCUCACGAAACAAUCUUCGAGCGUACUGCAA